GGGAAGGGGGGAUCUCGCGAGAGGCUCUGCUGCAGGAGGAGGCGGUGGCAGCUCCAGCGCUGCUGCUGCGGGAGCGGGAGCGCGAGGAGGAGCCGGCUCGCGGGCGCGCGCGCGCUUGCCCCCUCCCAGCCCCGAAGCCUGGAGCGGAGGGGCUGCACCAUUCGGAGUGCCUCGUCGGUGCCUUGCCUUGCAUUGCAGAGCAUUGCAUUGCCCUGCAUUGCAUUGCGUGACUGUUCAGAUUGUCUCCCUCUCCCCCUUUCCCCCUACCCCUAUCCCCGCUUCUUUGACAGCGGAGCAGCCCUCGGGCGGCUCAGGACAGAGAAGACGUGGAUAGGUCCUUGACUAUAACUGGGUGUCAAGGGCUAGUGUCACCAUGGCAGAGAAAGUGAACAAUUUCCCUCCCCUGCCCAAGUUCAUCCCACUGAAGCCAUGUUUCUAUCAGGACUUCGAGGCUGAGAUUCCCCCUCAACACCUCACCAUGACCAAGCGCCUCUAUUAUCUUUGGAUGUUAAACAGCAUCACAUUGGCCAUGAACCUGGUGGGCUGCUUGGCGUGGCUGAUUGGAGGCGGUGGAGCUGUUAACUUUGGACUGGCCUUUCUCUGGUUCAUUCUCUUUACCCCCUGCUCCUAUGUCUGCUGGUUUCGGCCCAUUUACAAAGCCUUCAAAUCGGACAGCUCUUUUAACUUCAUGGCCUUCUUCUUCACCUUCUUGGCUCAACUGGUCAUCAGCAUUAUCCAGUCUGUGGGGAUUCCUGGCUGGGGAGUCUGUGGCUGGAUUGCAACCAUCACUUUCUUUGGGACCAAUGUGGGAGCUUCUGUGGUGAUGCUCAUCCCCACCAUCAUGUUCUCGCUCAUGGCUGUCUUUUCCUUCAUCGCCCUCAGCAUGGUUCAUAAAUUCUACCGGGGCAGUGGUGGGAGUAUAAGCAAAGCCCAAGAAGAGUGGACUACCGGGGCUUGGAAGAACCCACAUGUUCAGCAGGCAGCCCAGAAUGCUGCCAUGGGGGCUGCCCAGGGAGCUGUGAGCCAACAUCAGAACCCAUAUUCUGCCACCCCCAAUUACACUUAUUCCAAUGAGAUGUGAACCGGAGACUGGGAGGGCAGGGAAGGGGGAAAGUAGGAAGGCAGGGAGGAGCUGAUCUAAAGCUGCCUUGUGUCCAUCUUGGUGAUUAAAUUGAGGUUGCCCUUUCCUAUCUUUUCCUUUCUUUCCCUACCUUUCUACUUUGUAAAAAGGAAAAGAAUUACAUAUAUAUGUAUAUUUCCCCUCCCACUGUUCCAACCCCAUUUUCCCUUUGUGGUAUCUGCAGAAGCCGUGGGUCCAUGUGGCAGACGGUGCUAUGUGGUAGUACCUGUGUGUCUGUGUUUCAUCGUGAUCUAGUGUACAGUGGAGAUGCCCAUUGUUGUGGUGCUAAGUAUGUUUUAGAAUCAAGCCAGUCCCCAGGGCCAUGGCAUGUGGUUCCCCACCUUGCCCUCACCCUGCCUGGACCUCAUCUCCAACUUGACAUGACAGCUAAGGACAUCCUCCCUGCCUGACUUUGGAGCUGGACAGGGCGGCCCAUUACAGGCCAGCUCAGAAUGUUGUUCCCAAUGGACUCCUGCCCAUCCUGCUCUCUUUCUCUUGAAGCUGUUGAUUGGGGGUGUGGGUAGGGGAGGAGGUAUGGACUUCUGAGACAUCUCCUCUUUGCCACCCCUUAGCUCUUCCUCACUGCCAUGGUGUCACGAGCUGGGGAUGGUUUCUUCAGUGUGUCGGAAAACGACAGUAUUAGUAUAUGAUUGCUGCACUACAGGGCUGAGUUAACUAUCCCACCUGUCUCUCUCUUCUCUCUAAUUUUAUAUUUUGUUGCUUCCCAUCUCUUGGACUCACCCCAUUUCUUCCUCCCCUGUGCCCAGUGUGUAUUUUUCACUUGGCCUUCCUGAAGCUUGGUGUUUCACAGAUUGGGUCCAAGCUUUAGGAAAUGACCUAAGUCAGAUGGUUCCUUCCCCGCCUUUAUCCAGGGCUGAGAUGAGUGAUGUCUCCAUCCUUUCUUCGGUCUCCUGCCUGGUCCUCCCAAGCUAAGGGGAGCUGAGCUGCCCCCAGUCCCACACAGUGCUCUGCUGGCUGGGUGUGGGUAUGAAUGGUGGGGUGCCCCAUAGCCAGAAGAACAGCUCUGCAUCAUGACAAUGUUUGUUCCUGGAAGGAGGGAGAAGUAGCUUGAAUAGUGUGUGCAUGCAGGAAAGUGCCCAUGACUUUGAGAUCUUGGCCUGCAAAGGCAGAGGGAAGAGGCCAGACUUAGACUGGAAACAGUUUUUCAAACUCCCAUCAGAACAAAGCAGUGGCUUUCCCUGUCCCAGAGAGUCCCUCCAACUCUCCCCCUCCUCUUCUUUUUGGCUCUCUUUCUUCUCUUCACAACCUAACCUGCCUGCCCCCACCAGUGACUCUCUGAGAUUUGAGACCUUUAUUCAGGUUACCCUCUAGCCUGCUGAAACCCUGUCCAUGCCAAAGGCUCCAUUAUCUCUACUUACCCAUGGCUGCUCAACUCUCCCUGUCCCUUCUUGAUGCCCAGUGGCAUUGGCAGAUUACAAGGGGGCAAAACUAACUUCCUUUAAAGGGCAGACAUUCAAUCACUUCUUGGCAGUUGAUACAAUCAUUGUCUGGGACUAACAGGUGAAAGUGCAGCUUGAGUUGAGAGUGCUAUGGCACACUUUUAUAUCUGGAACGAUCAGGGGCUCCUGCCCAGGGAGGCAAAACAGGUUAUAGGCAUCUAGCAAUUGCUGGGGACAUGAAGGAGACAUGAUCUGUUCUGACCUUUGAAACACGUUGGUAGCUGCAUGGCAUGAUGGCUCCGGCCUGUGGGCCCAGGAAAACCUGAUGGGGCUUUAUCCUUGGCAUUGAAUGUCUGCCCUGCAGUGGGAAUUAAGGUCUCUGGUCUUCAGGUGUCCUCAGCCCUUGACCCCAAAAGGAAGUGAGGCAAAUUGGGUUGUUUGGUUCAUCAGAAAGCUUUUUCAGUCAUCCUUAGUUGGGCUCCUUUCAUGCACUCUGUGUGGCCAGAGACCUCCUUUGGAGACUCCCAUUCACACACCUACUCUCCAGACUCAGUCCCGGUCAGUUUGAUGGGGAGAGACAGUACCAUACAGGGAAGCUCUGGUCUAAUUGGAGAGACACGAUUUUUACUCUCAAGCACUCCCUGCUCCAAGUGUUAUGGGGAAGAAAUAAGCCCUGUUUCCAAUUUGGAACCCCUUGUCUGCUGGAAUCUCUACUUUUAGAGAGUUCUUAGUCUGAUGAGGGGGACAGGACUCAGAACAUAAACUAUGGACUUAGCCAAACAACUCUGUAAAGACACAUAUGACCCACCUCAGAUGGAAGCACUGCAGGUAGAAAAGAAUUUCCAGCAGGGGUGUUCUCUAGACAUUGGGGCCUUUAAAAUGAAGGAAAUGCUGGCCACUAUAAAUCUUACCCACUGAUGCCCCAAGUCCCUGCAGCUGAAGCCCGUUCUGAGCCUCACUGUCUUUGGGGUCAUCUUAAGAUCAACCAUCACUUGGAGAGAAUUGUAUGGGGCUAACAACACUUUUCCUUCUAUGACACAGAAGCUUCUUCCUACUUCCACCUCUGCAUUGAUUUUUGGUCCCUUACUCAGCACAAAGGUCAGAAUUUGGUCCUCUGUGUUUGGAAAAAAUGAAGGUUGCAGUCUAUGGACCAUCCCCUUCUGGGUCAGGCAGCAAUAGUUUUCCAUCCACUAUCCUAUCCUUGAUGUCUCUCUGGUUACUUUAUACGCUGAAUUUUGUAUUGUGACUGUCAGUUUUCUUUGUGAAGGGCAUAGGAAAAAAAACCAAACCCAUUCUGAAUUUCAGUCCUGUAUAUGAUAUUAAAAGGAAAUACUCCAUCCAGUGCGAUAUCCCCAUUUGUACCAACCUGCUUAGUAUGAUGCUUCUUGUGUUUGAGCCCCUCCUCUGCUGCUUGUUGAUCAAUAGAGACCAGAUAGAGGCUUUGGGCAGACCAGCCAUCUGCCAUCAUGGGGCCUCAUGCAGCCUGGCUGAUAAUCUCCCAGAAACUCUGGGUCCUUUGUUUAUCCUCCAUAUGACUGACUAUGUGAUCGCUUGACAUCUGAGUGCCCUUUCCAGUAGUGAAUCUCUUUUUGCUAUUGUCAGAUUUAUCAAGCCUCUGGGGCUCAGGGCCCCUGUCUUGCCAUGGAUUAACACAGGCAAAUUCAAGCCCCUUUUGGAGUCCCUUUUGGGUUCUCUGCACUUAGGGAGAGAAUGAUCUCUUGUAAGAACUGGAAACUGCAUGGGGAGACUUUGUUUAAACCGGUUCUCAAGUUCGAGUCUGUAGAUAGCUAAUUCCCCUUCUUGUUAUCGCUUCUUUCCAUAGUACAUUAAGAUACUGGUUUAGGAACCCAAGGUGACCGGGUCGGAGAGUCACAUACUCCUAGAAUGUUAGAACUGAAAGGGGGCUUAGAGACCAUCUCAUCCAACCCGUUGCAUUUUAGAGAUGGGGAAACUGAGGCCCACAGAGAGGAAGUUGUUUGCUCAAGGUUACAUAGCUAGCGAGUGGCAGAAUCAGGACUCACCCCAGCAUUUCUGGGCUCUUAGUCUUGUGCUUGCUUCUCAAGACCGUGUUUUCUAUUCCCCACGAGACAGACAAAUGCUGCUCCUUCCUCUGCCCUAUAGCAGGAAGGGACUGUAGGGUAAACAGGUAAGUUGUCCUUCUCUUCUUCUCCUGUGUCCCCAGCCCCAGAUUCCUGGUGCUGUCAGUUCUUUUUUAGAAAACUUGUGACUUGCUUUCUGUCUGAUAACCCCAGAAGAUCCCUGCAGUGCAGCAUGAGGUCAUUUCCCCUCAAGCCUGCUUCCUGUGGGGCUUGUAAUUUCACUGGGACUUUCACCUAGCAUUCUGUCUGCCAUACUCACUUUGCAUUUCUUCCCAGAGUCCUCUCCGCUCAGACCUGCUGGAGAUCACAGGCCAAGCAGUGAUUUUAAGCUAACAAAUGGGCGGGUUAUGUAGUCUUUUGCUAGAAGCCCAGUCCAGUGUCCAGGGUCCAGUCCAUUGGGUGCUGCCCUAGUCUACCCUCCCAGGGAGUGGGGGCUCUGGUUCUGGGUAUCUAUGCACUUUGCCCCACCCCAGGGAAGGCUGGGAGGACUUGCAUUCUCUCCCAACUUUGUAGCUUCUCUGAAAGGCAGGUGGUCCCUCUCUUCCUACACUCCAAACUGAUUUAAGUAAGAGGUAGGCACUUAUUGUCUGACUUGGGCAAAGGGAAAGGAGCUCCAAUGUAGGCCUAGAGCAGGGGUCAGGGUGGGGUGGGGGGAGGGGGAAAGGAGUGUUCUCUGGUCCCUUGUCAGCGCCUGGCCAUCUGGAGAAUAACUGAAUUUCCUUUUUGUCCUGACACCCUCCAUUGGACAGAAGGUAUUUUUAUGUUACUCACUGGGGUUUGGCCACAUUCCCUGUGCCAAUCUCCACUUUGAGCCAUUCUGUAUUUGUCCCUGGUAACUGAGUGUUGACUCUGUACACUUAUUAACAAUAAACAAGAAUCAUCUGGCA
Molecule: messenger RNA, 5506 nt
Organism: Trichosurus vulpecula (common brushtail)
Lineage: Eukaryota; Metazoa; Chordata; Mammalia; Diprotodontia; Phalangeridae
Gene: SCAMP5
Product: secretory carrier membrane protein 5
Exons: 7
Coding region: 374-1081 (235 amino acids)
Biological process (GO): protein transport
Cellular component (GO): trans-Golgi network membrane; recycling endosome membrane
Source: RefSeq, a predicted model, not a curated record